AUGAAAUCUAAUCUAGAUAAGGGAUUGAAGAUCUCCUGAGUGAUAAUAGAUUGUACUAGUAGUUGAAGUUGUGACAUCGGUCAGUGAAAAACAUGAACGCCUCGUCUCGAGAAGGGACUAGAGUGUAAUGAUCACGUCCCAAGAAGGGACUAGAAUGUACGAGUACGUAAUGUAGAAGAGCAACUAUGGAGCGAGAAUGACUCCUGAGUUCCAGCUUCGACGACCUUGUGCCUAACAAGAACUUCUUUAGCGAUAAACGUCCACUGCCAUCAGGAUGUCGUUGGGUCCUACAAAGCGAUCAUUCGUGGACGUGGUGGGACUUCCUCGUCGCCACCUAAAGGGGAACCCUUUCAGGAGAAGCAGAUGGCCUUCACGACUAGCGUUACACUGGAGGCGGAGCUGGUGGAAAUCAUCGCUCCUACUAUCGUCGAAAAUACCAGCAUGCUUCGCGUUGCUCUUCCUUCUUCUAGGCGUUCUUCAGUAUCACCUUCAUCUUGAAGUAGAUCUUGAAGAUCGUCUACAUCUAGAUCGACCUGAAGAGAACAAUGUAUGAUGCGACUCAUUGAGAACCUAAGUUAUAUGGGAAUAAUUCCGUUCCACCUGAAUACGAAGGGCCGACACGAGGGGAACGACAUUCCCUUAUCGACGUUCCCAAUGAGUGGAGGCAUUCAAACAAGAACUACAGCACUUUCUACGUGGCUGCCCAAUUACAGCAACCUCCUGGUGGCUUGGAUCCGCAGGUAUGUCAACAUGUGGGCAGAUGCAGGUUCGCCAACGAGAUAUUGCCGGCUCUGCAACAAGCGGACGAGCAGCUCUUCCGUGAGCAGAAGCCUGAAAGCGUGCAGGCAGCUUUGAGUUCGCUGUUGCAGAUAGCGGACGGGUAUUUCAAUUACGGUUUACCACAUAAGUACAUAUUCAUUGCACUCUUCAGCAGAACAUGAUCCUUGAUGAUUGCACGCUUCAGUACAACUAAGAACAUCCUUCUUGACGUUCUUUUAGUAAGAAAGGAAAAUAGGUGAUGAAGGAUCGAUGUUCUCAAGAGAAGCUUCAGCCUUUAAUUUGAGGAACCUGGAGAUGCUCUGGAUUGCAGGGCUGGGGGCGCCGUUGUCUUCUACCGAUUAGCGGAGAUAUAUCGCCAUAGUGUAGGCGCACCUCAAAGAGCGCACAACCUCUACCAGCUCGCGAUGAGCAUGUUUAUGGCUUUUGUGUUUUGUGGUUUUUAUUUUGGAACCGUUUGUAUACGGACCGACGGUACUUGUGCUUGUCGUAAAUAUCUUUUUGUUUCUAUGUAAGAAGCUUUAAGUAGUUGGAGCAGUAGAAGUACUUCACAACUUUAUUGCGUAGGUAGCCCUUGCUUCAUAUCAAAAAAGAGAAAGAGUAGAAUGUUGAAGUGCUUGAAGCUGUGUGUUAUCUAGUAUAUGACGCUUUUGGGUGAUCUUCUAAGGUAUUUUGGGAUAUGAGCAGAGAGCCAGGUGGUUUAGAAUGUCUCGAAGGAGGACAAGUGUGGGGCCUCGAUUUCAAUGCCUUCAUGGAUGCAUAUCUGACUUUAGCGAGAGACGUACAUCGCCAUCUGCCAGAAGGACUGCCACCGUUAAGAGGUCAUAUUGUACUUGAUUGCAAAUGAAUUUCCAAUUUCAAUGAAUUGUGUGGGUGGAAUUGGAAAUACAAAGAAGUACCUAGUAUAAGUAAAACUAGGCAGAAUUUUUUUUGAAGAUAUCAACACUGUUGAAGAUAUGGGGUGGAGAAUAAAGGAGCGUGCACCAACGAGACCGACACGACGAGUCAUCGUUGCAGAACGAUCGUCUAAUCCCUGCGCAUGUUUAUAAAGGCGAACAAGGAUCAUCCAUUAAGGCAGCUUGAUGACAUCAUCCUUGAGUCUUGAGCUCGUUUCCCUACGGUAAAAGGAUCCUUUUCUUUUCCUGCAUUGUGAUCAACGUGCUGAAAAGAACCAAGGCCCCAUGUGAAGAACAAAAACAAGGACGAAAAACAGGCCAAGAGGAAAGAUGCUCUUGUUCCCAAGAGAAGAAUGAGGAUGCACAUCCAUCACAUCAAGUAAGUUGUUCUAAUUCUAGCAGCAAGAAGCGGAAAAUAGCGAUAACAUCAGUGUGUGCUUAUAAAGAGGAGCACAUGUUUUACGAACUGUACGCUCUAGUGAAACAAAAUAGGGAUCGAUAUGCGGCGUUACAUGGCUACGAUUCUCACCUUUGGAACUCUACAUUCGAUGCGAAUCGCGCACCCGUCUGGUCAGCUGUGGGACUGCCGCUUUCGUUAGUGCAGCCAGAGUACAUUAUGAUCUAACCGGACCUUCAAUCUGAAAGCGAAGAUAUUAGAAACCCACCUAGUAACUUCUACAGUGUUGUACGAAGUGAUCAACAAGGAUAUGACAGGAUCAAUUAAACCGAGGGCUUACUACUUCUUCUAAUAUUUUGUAAUCCUACUUUUUCAACACGAACAAGCUAAUCUUCCUUUCCUUUCAAGCUUCUUGCUCUUUCAUUUUCAGUGGCACUCACUACGAUUGGGUAGUCGCGGCUGACUGCGACAUGAUGUUCAUCAAUAUGGACGUAAAAAUCGAAAAAAUAUUGGACGAAUAUGUCAACGAGGAGACAGAUCCAGCUGCAAAGUUAAGAAAAGAUGUAAACGAAAACUAUUCUCGGAGAACUCAUGAGCUUGAUAAUUUUUUUAAGUGCUUUGUUCGUGCUAGUAAUUCAAGUGCAACAAACAUAAUUAAAAUACCUCACAUACCCCACGAUUGGGUACACUACUACUACUACUAAGUGCUAUGUUACUGCUAGGACUAGAGUAAGUAGAUACUUUUGCCUGUUGUUUGGAAACGAAAUUUUCGUACAACUUCUUGGGAGGAGGAUGGUUGCGAGAACCACCUCUAAGAAAAGACGUUCACGUCCUCAUAACCGAGGACGGUCGUGGUCUGGCUGGCGGGAUCUUCUUGAUCCGAAACUCACCAGAAGGUAAAUAGAUAUGUCUUCUGCACUAAUACACAAACGGUUCAUUUGACAUACUCCUGGAACUGUUUUGUCCCGCUAAUUUAGGCUAGUAGUACUAAGUGGAACACUAGUAUGAUGAUGACCUUCUGCAGCGAUCUACAACAAGUCAAAAAAGCAGUACAUGAUCCUUCUCACCAGCGAGCCCCUAAGCAGUGCCGUAUGAAGAUUCUUAUUUUCAGCAUUGAUUGUUCCACUUCAUUUCUGCACUGUUCCACUACCACUUCAUUUCUGCCUCAUCGAUCUUCUUUUUCAGGUCGCGCAAUCAUUCAGUCCGUUUAUGGCGAGAGAAAUACGGUGUACGAUAGACACGAUCUCAAGGACCAAUGGAGCUUCCUCUGGCAUUUCAUCAGGCCAAAAGCGACUGGACUUAGACCACAGGAAUUAGCUGGUACUUGAUGCGUUGAGGACUUUUUCAGUGUUUCUACAUUAGCUGGUACUUGAUGCGUUGAGGACUUUUUUAGUGUUUCCUGAGUAGAAGCACAACUAGAAGAAGUAGAACUGGAACAGCUGGUAGAAGUAGUUUUUAAGGAAGCACAACUAGAUGAAGUAGAACUGGAACAGCUGGUAGAAGUAGUUUUUAUCAAUCUUCUUCAGAUCGCGAGGCUGCUGGCCUCACGCUCGGGCAGUCUCCGCGUACAUGGUCCAUGCUGGAGUAUCGGGAUAAUGUGA
Molecule: messenger RNA, 3671 nt
Organism: Amoebophrya sp. A25
Lineage: Eukaryota; Dinophyceae; Syndiniales; Amoebophryaceae
Source: the annotation of a GenBank genome assembly